Molecule: messenger RNA, 2680 nt
Organism: Melanotaenia boesemani (Boeseman's rainbowfish)
Lineage: Eukaryota; Metazoa; Chordata; Actinopteri; Atheriniformes; Melanotaeniidae
Gene: depdc7a
Product: DEP domain containing 7, paralog a
Exons: 10
Coding region: 223-1794 (523 amino acids)
Biological process (GO): intracellular signal transduction
Source: RefSeq, a predicted model, not a curated record
GGGAGGACAUGGUGUGGAUGGCUGUCUUCACAAACACUGGAGGAGAGUUUUACGCACCGAACACCAGUCUUUUUCUAUUAACAAAGAAGAAGCAAAUAGAGGCGCAGAGGAGACAUGCUGACGAAUUGCACGAUUGGAUGUUGGACAUGUCUGCGUUUGAUCAUCUGCAGAUGUGUUAAGAGUAAAGCAGCAGGGAGAAAUCAGAGUGUCUCAUAACAAGGCAUGGCUGGGAAACCUUUCCGGGCCACCUAUAUCUGGACUAGCAUCAUUUCUAAUCUCCAGACUCAUGUGGAAGUGAAGCACCGGCGCCACAACCUGAAGUCCUACAAUGACUGCUUCCUGGGUUCAGAGGCUGUGGAUGUAGUGUUGACACACAUCACACUCAACCGUUUCUUUGGUGAUGAAGCAGUCCCCCGCCGCAAGGCGGUCCGUUUAUGCCAGGCCCUCAUGGACUCAAGGGUGUUUGAACCUGUGGGCAUUAAAGUAUUUGGGAAGGAAAAGAAGAAAGCCACUUUCGAGGACAGUAGUUGCAGUUUGUACAGGUUUUUGAGUCUAGCAACCAGUCCCUCAUCAGUGCUGACCAACACCAACUCCCACUCUACUUCUACCAUUGAGAGCGGCUACGACUCACCGACCGUGAACCGGAACAAGAGUGGCAAUACUUUAUCAUGUGACAGACAAGAGGUGCCAAGCUUUUUCAGCCACUCCCCUGUAAAAACAGACAAGUUACUGGAGGAUGUGUUGGGAAACCUCAACCUCAGUUCAACCGUCACCCCUCAGAUGAUCAACCUCGGCCUCUCAGAAGAGCGUUUGUAUGAAGUGUGGCACCAGCAGGCUGUGUCCAGAUUGCUGCAACUCAUAGAGCUCCCUUUGUUGGAGAACCUGUUAGAAAAUGAGGGCACAUCACGGUCACCCCUGAAUGGCACAGACAGUGACCCAGACCUGUCAUAUAGAUCGAGCUACCUGGACAGAGAGGUUCUGAAGGCCUUCGGUGAAGCUCAGGCUGAUGAAUGGAUGUCAGGGGCAGUGGACUGUACUGAGUUUCUGCCUGAUGAACUGGUGGUGGAGGUCAGUCGAGGUUUGGCUGGUUGUGCAGAUGACCUGCUCCAGUGUAAGAGGCUGUUCUAUCAGGUCUUGGUGAAGCAUUACGGAAGCACACAACAGCCGCCUCUGCUCAGCAACCAUGUUUUUGAUAUCCACUCUGGCAUUUCGGAACUACUGGUGAAUGGGAAACUGGAGCAAGCUCUAGAGGCGCUGCAGCUGUGCCUGAAGCUGCAGAACUCUCGCAGCAAAGAGGAGCUACGUAGGCUGCUGAGAUUCAUGGCCACUGCAGCCAAACCACAGGAGGUGAAACUGCACAAGGAGAUUGAGAACAGAAUGGCGGUUAAAAGGUCCUUCUCAAGUGCCAUCAUCUACAGUGGAAGGCUGUCUAAAGGAAAGGUGGACUUGAUGGUUCUGUUCAUGAUGGACAACCAUGGUGAUCUCUUCAAAAUUCCUGCGUCAUUGCACAAGAUGGUUUGUGACAGAAUAAUAAAUAUUGUAAACGGGAAGGAUCCAGAUGCAAUCACAGGGACAACAUACUGUGCAAGAGUAAGUGCAAAAGUCUGUUCUGAAAAUGCAGAGAAAACUACUAAAGAGGAGCUACUGUCAUUGCUGCGGACAGUCCAUGAGAACCCUAAACUCUCAAACAAAGAGAAGAGACGGCUUCUGGGACAGUUUUAUAAAGGUCAUCCUGAGAUUUUUGUUCAAUACUUUGGAAAUAGAUUAUCCACUAUCAACUUGUUGCUACGAUAACAUUUGUUAGUCUAAAAAAAAGAGGGAGCAGUUUGAACAAAAGGCAAAUGUGCAAAUGAUGUAAAAAUUUUAGACUACUGAGUAAGAAUGUGACAUUUAAUUGUAAAGUCUCUCAAUAAGCUGCAAUAUUUAAGGAGAUAUUUAUUUGUUUUUGGUGCAGGACACUAGAAUGAAAUGUAAAGUUAGGUCUGAAUGGGAAUGUUACUUUGGUAAUAGUCCUCACACUGCAAUGAAGCUUAGCGAUAUACCUCUGCAACCAGUAAAGACUAAAUCUGCAUAAAGCUUGUUAAUGGACAUUUUCUGUUAUCCUUGUGCAGCAGCUUCAGUGUUGGUGACAAAAAUAUGUGGUCUGGCUUCUCAUGUACAUGUUGAUGCGCUAAGAAACUGUGAGAAAAAACUGGAGAUUUGAAAGUCUGUUUUGCUCUUGUAAACAGUAAGAUGCAUUUAUGAGAACUGGCCCCCAGGGUUUUUGUGUUUUUUUAUUAUUUUGACUGAAAAGCUUAGCCAUGUUUUAGUGGCAUCUUCAAGUUUAUAUAAUCUUCUAAUCCACUGAAGGAACUGCUUGUAUCUCUUCAAGUGAAAAACCACAAUGUUGUUUGUAUUUUCUGAUCAAAUUCAACUGGAUCUGUAACAUUCAUGCAGUGUAUGUCUGUUCUGACAAAAAAACUAACUGGCAUCUGGUAUGUCAAGUAAAUUUUGAAGUCUAUUUUUCAUUGAUUUUUUUCAGGUAGAAACAAUUUCACAGCUGACUCCUUUUUAACAAAGUGGCAUAAUUGUGAAACUUAAUGCUGUUUUAUGUAUCUGAAGUUCCUUUAAACUAAUAAAACAUGUGAAUGGGACAUGAAACAGUUGUUUGGAAAGCCAGAACUGUUUUUCAUUAUACAGA